Messenger RNA from Batrachochytrium dendrobatidis JAM81, 1082 nucleotides. Its product is annotated as electron carrier DRE2. The transcript has 4 exons. Gene Ontology annotation, molecular function: iron-sulfur cluster binding. Lineage: Eukaryota; Fungi; Chytridiomycota; Chytridiomycetes; Rhizophydiales. The record is from RefSeq and is a predicted model, not a curated record. The coding region runs from base 9 to 1037 and encodes 342 amino acids. Gene Ontology annotation, cellular component: cytoplasm. Gene Ontology annotation, biological process: iron-sulfur cluster assembly.
AAUAUUCAAUGGAUAAAAUUAAGCAUGGCCAGAGUGUGCUCUUGAUUGGCAAUCCUGCUGCUCAGGCAGAGGCAUUGCAGCUUGCACAGUCUUCUCUUACCAGCAAAGUAUCCACUACUGGAAAAGUUUCUUUUGAGCAACUGGAUAGAAUACCACUAGUCAACCUUGCUUCUUCAUCCUUCCAUGCAAUUGUAACCGGCUCAGUAGUCCCAACAGCCUAUACUCAUUCCAACCUGGUUCUUUCCAAGUUUGCAAAAACUCUUGCACCUAGUGGCAUACUGAUUCUUACCGAACCAGUUUUAAUUGAUUCCUUGGCAGUCAUAUCGAUUGAAUCUGCUCUACACAACCAACGUAUGCCAUUUAGAACAGAAAGAUCAUUAUUGUCUGAUUUAAAGGUUAAUGGAUUCAUCAAUCCCCAGUUGGUUUCUUCCUUAAAUGUCGAUGAUGAUACGGUGCGAUUGUGGGCCUCUCAAUGCUGGGGCGUGGGUGAGGAUAGCAUGGCUCAAACAAUCGACUUGCUGCUGGGUAAAGUUGUACUGGUGACAUUUUCAGUCGCCAAGCCUGCAUAUGAACUGGGUGCUGCUGCCCCACUCAGAUUCGGCAAGAAAAAUACUACCGCACCUGCUGUGACAAAGAGUUCCAAUGCAUCGGUCUGGAUCGUAUCGGCUAAUGACGACGACGAUCCAAUUGCAAAUCAGGAUCUUGAGGAUGAAGAUAUGCUUCUGGAUCAAGACGAUUUGAAGUUGCCAUCCACAAAGGCCGUUGAUUGCUCUACAAAGAAAAAGGCUUGCAAAGAUUGCUCAUGUGGACGUGCUGAAAUGGAGGCUUUAGACGAGGCAAGCGACAUGGUUGCAAAAAUCACAGUCACUACUCCGCUAAAGACUGUCACUGCACCUGUUUCUUCGUGUGGGAGUUGCUAUCUUGGAGAUGCAUUUAGAUGCUCAAGCUGUCCCUAUAUUGGUAUGCCCGCAUUUAAGCCAGGUGAAAAAAUUCAGUUGGGAGGAAACCUUCUCAAGGAUGAUAUUCAAGCUCUUUAAUCUCAACUUUCUGCAGUCAUCAAAUAAAAGUUAUUUUAUUUUUUC